Messenger RNA from Galendromus occidentalis (western predatory mite), 1291 nucleotides. RefSeq names its product canalicular multispecific organic anion transporter 2-like. The transcript is spliced from 8 exons. Gene Ontology annotation, biological process: transmembrane transport. Gene Ontology annotation, molecular function: ABC-type transporter activity; ATP binding. The annotation marks the transcript as partial. The record is from RefSeq and is a predicted model, not a curated record. Lineage: Eukaryota; Metazoa; Arthropoda; Arachnida; Mesostigmata; Phytoseiidae. Gene Ontology annotation, cellular component: membrane.
AUUCAGUCCAGAGACAGCGCUUGGUUCGUCUCGUUUGUGGAACAGAAUUCUUCAUUCCAGAAUCCGCUCAGCCGCAUUGUGAAAUUUUUCGUGAAUGCGGUGACAGAGCCCGAGAAGAGAGCUGACGAUGAGCACAUCGUCUGCGAUCGUCAACGCGGACAAAUCGCCGGAGCCUGUCGGCGAAACACUCGAAGACGGUUCGCACACUGACGAGUGCACAAGUGACUUGGCUGUCAAGGUCGGGAGUACCUAUGACGAGGACGAUGAUCCUAAAAACUGCCGGUACACAACCACGAAGAGUAAUCUCUGGGACAGACUGUUCUUUGGAUUUCUCACUCGAGUCGUCCUCCGGGGCGCGAGGCAUCAGCUCGAAGCGAAAGAUCUCCUUCCUUUGCACACGUUGUUCACAGCCAAAGAGACGGCUGCUAGAAUCCUGCGUCUAUGGAACAAGAGACAUGCGAGAAAAAGACCACAAAACGCCGAUGAAGAAACUCCCGAGACGGAUGACGCUACCCUUAUCCGCCCUGAAGGCACGAAGAAGUCCGUCAGCAUGUUUUCCGUUAUAUUUGUAGCCUUUUGGGCUGACUUACUCUUCGCAGCCAUCUUGUAUUUCCUCGCUUCGUUCGUGUUUUUGGUCCCACCGUUCCUCAUUGGGAGCCUGGAUGAUUUCUUGAACAAGAAAAACCCGCCAAUGACAGAAGGUCUCUACAUCGUGGGAGUACUCUUAGCAUCCCAACAAAUAUUCUCGAUCUUGCGGUCGCACACUUUCGGCACCCUAUUCAAUGUGGGCAUCAAGCUCAAAUCGGGCUUAUCAUCUGCAAUAUACCAAAAGUGUUUAAGACUGUCAUCAAAGUCUUCGAAAGAGUAUCCGACCGGCGAUAUAGUGAGUUUGAUAACGAUCGAUGUCGACAUCAUCCAAUGGGCUAUGAUUCAGUCCAAUUAUGCCUGGGGAGCGCCCGUAUCGGUAGUAUUGACCUUCGCCCUCAUAUACCAAUACCUCGGGGUAUAUUGCUUGGCUGGGGCGCUUGCGAUCGUGGCAUUCACGCCCGUGAUCGUCCUCAUGACGAAAAUCGAGAGCGCUCUGCAAACGAAACACAUGAAGAAGAAAGAUCAGCGAAUCGAGAUGGUGACUGAGGUUUUCAACAAUGUCAAGGUCAUCAAAUUGUAUGCUUGGGAGAACUCUUUCAUGCAAAAAAUUCGCAAGCUCAGAGACCAGGAAUCCCGGCUGAUGUACAUUUUUCUCGGAGCUAGCAAUGCAUUCGGAUUCACUUGGAAUUGUUAUCCGUUUUUC